AUGAAAAAGAACAAGGCUGAAAAAGAGCUUCCAACAUACAUGCUGAUGUUGGAAGGUGCCCUCAGGGAAGAAAGCUGGGGCAACCUGGAUUCCUCUGGAGCGUUCCAGAAGCCCAUACAUGGCCAUUCUCUGCUCUUGCUCCUCCUCCUGGCCAGUGGGGCUGAGACCUUUCGCAUCUGUGCCUUCAAUGCGCAGCGGCUGACACUUGCCAAGGUGGCCAGGGAACCUGUGCUUGACACCUUAGUGAAGAUUCUGGCUCGCUGUGACAUCAUGGUGCUGCAGGAGGUGGUGGACUCUUCUGACAGUGCCAUCCCCCUCUUGCUUCGAGAACUCAAUCGAUUUGGUGACUCUGGGCCCUAUGCCUCCCACAGCAGCCUCCUGCUAGGGCGCAGCACAUACAAGGAGAAGUACGUGUAUCUCUACCGGUCACAUGAGGCAGAGGUCCAGGACUCCUACAUGUACGAUGAUCAGGAUGAUCUCUUUACCCGGGAGCCCUUUGUGUGCUGGUUCUCUUUACGCAGCAAGGUUCUUCCCAGCCUCGUGCUGGUCCCACUGCACACCACUCCGAAGGCUGUGGAGACGGAGCUGAAUGCCCUGUAUGACGUGUUUCUGGAUGCUUCCGGGCGCUGGCAGACCAAGGAUGUGAUCCUGCUUGGGGACUUCAAUGCUGACUGCGCGUCGCUGACCAAAAAGCGCCUGGAUAACCUAGUUCUUCGGACUCAGGCUGGCUUCCACUGGGCCAUCGCCGACGGCGUGGACACUACGGUGCGGGCCAGCACCCACUGCACCUAUGACCGCAUCGUGCUCCACGGGGAGCACCUCCAGAGCCUGCUGCGUGGCGCGGCCGCCUUCGACUUCCCCCAGAGCUUUGGGCUCACUGAGCAGGAGGCUCUCAACAUCAGUGACCACUACCCUGUGGAGGUGGACCUGGUGCUGAGCCGGGCAGUGCACGGGGUCCAGCCCCCCUGCCUGGCCACUCUGUGGCUGUCACUGCUGCUGCCCCUCCUAGCCUCCCAGCUGGGCCUGGUGGCCUGAAACCACCAUGUACCUGCUGCCCCAAAGUGAGGACUGUCCUGUCUUCUGGACUCAAAGCCCUGCCCUGCUCCCAGCCUGCCCUGGUGCCACCCCUCUGUGUGCCUUCGCUUUGGGUUUGUCCUCUGGUCGGGCCUGUGCCUGCCUGGCAUCAAAAGGUGGAAAAGGCAGGUGGGGCCCUGGGGCUGGACCCAUGCCACUUGUCCCCCAGGUAGUGUCAAGAAUGAGGACAAAAGGCUGGGUUAGGGGGUGAGGGGGCUCAGUAGAGGUGAUCUUGGCUCAAGGGCAGGGCUCAGAGAAGGGAAUCACAACAGAUCAAAGGAUUUUAUCCUGACAAAACCAUCCACUCCAAGAACAGAAAGCCAAAUGAUACAGACAUUACAUGUGUGUAGCAGACAUGCCAAAAGGCCAUCUUUAACAUACACAAGACUCCUAGGAAACAGUAUUAAGACCCCAGGAGAUACAAGGGUAGAGAUCAGCAGUUUAUACACACACACACACACACACACACAAACUAGAAAACAACAGGAGAUACAAAGGUAGAGAUCAGCAGUUUAUACACAGACAUAAACACAUAAGAAAACAGCAAGCAGUCAAACUCAUUGUAACUUAACCAGAUCCCGUAACACCACUGAUCAAGUCCAUGUUCAGAACCACAGUGCAAUUUGGCCCCUACCACUCAGGGUAUGGUCAAGCACUGCCUAGAAAUCACCAAGGCUAUAGAUGCACACAAAGAAUCUACAGAAACCAGUUAUCAUGCAACCAUUAUAGAUACUUUGUAAAUGUGUGGUCCUAUGGGGGUAAAGACUUCCCUGGUGGCUCAGAUGGUAAAGCUGCCUACAAUGUGGGAGACCUGGGUUCAAUCCCUGGGUUGGGACUAUCUCCUGGAGAAGGAAAUGACAACCCACUCCAGUAUUCUUGCCUGGAAAAUCCCAUGGAGGAACCUGGUAGGCUAUAGUCCAUGGGGUCACAAAGAGUUGGACACGACUGAGCAACUUCACUUCACUUCAUGGGGUAAAAGGACAGACAGCAAAAGUUAACUAAAUGACCCCAUUUACUGUGUUGUCAGCACGGAGCUCUUCCCCACCUUCCUUUUCCAGAAAACAGACCUCAUUAAAAAUCUGGACAUCAGAGCCA
Molecule: messenger RNA, 2169 nt
Organism: Bubalus bubalis (water buffalo)
Lineage: Eukaryota; Metazoa; Chordata; Mammalia; Artiodactyla; Bovidae
Gene: DNASE1L1
Product: deoxyribonuclease 1 like 1
Exons: 8
Coding region: 1-1035 (344 amino acids)
Biological process (GO): DNA catabolic process
Cellular component (GO): nucleus
Molecular function (GO): DNA nuclease activity
Source: RefSeq, a predicted model, not a curated record